Messenger RNA from Physeter macrocephalus (sperm whale), 1859 nucleotides. RefSeq names its product MYST/Esa1 associated factor 6 (gene MEAF6). Gene Ontology annotation, cellular component: NuA4 histone acetyltransferase complex. Bases 35 to 700 code for a protein of 221 amino acids. The transcript has 6 exons. NCBI's taxonomy places the organism in Eukaryota, Metazoa, Chordata, Mammalia, Artiodactyla, Physeteridae. The record is from RefSeq and is a predicted model, not a curated record.
AGCCUGGCGCCGCCACCGCCCGCCUCGGCACAACAUGGCGAUGCACAACAAGGCGGCACCGCCGCAGAUCCCGGACACCCGGCGGGAGCUGGCGGAGCUCGUGAAGAGGAAGCAGGAGCUGGCGGAAACACUGGCAAACUUGGAGAGACAGAUCUAUGCUUUUGAAGGAAGCUACCUGGAAGACACUCAGAUGUAUGGCAACAUUAUUCGUGGCUGGGAUCGGUAUCUGACCAACCAAAAAAACUCCAAUAGCAAAAACGAUAGAAGGAACCGGAAGUUUAAGGAAGCAGAGCGGCUCUUCAGUAAAUCCUCAGUUACUUCAGCAGCUGCAGUAAGUGCAUUGGCAGGAGUUCAGGACCAGCUCAUUGAAAAGAGGGAGCCAGGAAGUGGGACGGAAAGUGAUACUUCUCCAGACUUCCACAAUCAGGAAAAUGAGCCCAGCCAGGAGGAUCCUGAGGAUCUGGAUGGAUCUGUGCAGGGAGUGAAACCUCAAAAGGCUGCUUCUUCUACUUCCUCAGGGAGUCAUCAUAGCAGCCAUAAAAAACGAAAGAAUAAAAACCGGCACAGGAAUACAGGGACUUCCCUGGUGGCGCAGUGGUUAAGAAUCUGCCUGCCAGUGCAGGAGACACAGGUUCAAUCCCUGGUCGGGGAAGAUCCCACAUGCCGCGGAGCCACUGAGCCUGUGAGCCACAACUACUGAAGCCUGCGCGCCCUAGAGCCCGAGCGCCGCAACUCCUGAAGCCCGCGUACCUAGAGCCCGUGUUCCACAGCAGAGCCUGCGCACCGCAAAGAAGAGGAGCCCCCGGUCACCGCGACUAGAGAAAGCCCGCGCUCAGCAACGAGGACCCAGUGCAGCCAAAAAAAAAAAAAAAAAAAAAAAGGAAUACAAGUAUUUCUUUCUCCUUUUCCUUUCCUCCCUAUUCGUCCAGUUCCUGAGAAUUUUUCUUGGGUCAUUUGUUACCCAGAACAGUUGGAAUUUUCUGGAACUCUAAACUUUGUAGGGCGGACUGUGACCGCUGGUGUUGCUUUCCAGGUGGAGCUGCAAAGACCACUGAGAAUUCCCUGUCUUUGCCUUAGCGCUUACUUUCCGUAUUUUUCUCUUUAGAUUUGUGUUUUCGGAUCCUGCCGAGCAUCCCAGUUUCUAGGCCCUGUGCUCAGGCCUGGGCUGGCAGCCCUGUGGGCUGAGCAGGCCCCGGCUGGCAGCCCUGUGGGCUGAGCAGGCCCCCUGCUCCCCAGGCAGUCCUUACCAGGAGGUGCCAGCAGGUGGCAGGCAGAGCACCACAGCGCCCCUGGCCUUUAGCGAGGCUCUUCUCUUGGAGAGCAGCCAGAAUCAGAGCCUUUGGACCCUUCCCAGUGACCUGCCUCCUAGCAACAAGCCUAACCCUGUGCGGUGGGUGGGUUGCCCAGUCCAUUUCUCCCACCAGUUUUGCAGCCGUUUCUUAAAUGGGUGAGCAGUUUAAGAUCACCAGCAGCGGCCUUGAGUCGGGCUUUGAGGCCACACCCCAGAAUGACAGCCUGGGGCCUCCUCCCCCUCCAGGAACUAGCCGGAAGGAUUUACAUACCAUGGCCUGGGAAGGCCUCAUUUUCCUCAAUUGUAGGGCCCUACUUCCUGUCCCUUUCAGCCAAAUCUCCCAUACCCUUCCCAUGAACUAGGAGGCCCCCAGAACAGGCUCUUACUCACCACCCUCUACCCACCCUGCUAUAUGGUCUAGGGAAAAAAAAUGAGCCAGAGGUUUGAGGAUCCCUGGGGCAAAAGUGCUAGGAUCCCGGAACUGCCGCCUUUAGGGGCAGGAACCCCUGGAGACCAGCUGGGCCCAGGGCUUGGGCUGAUGGCACUACCCCUCCCCCAACUCUAGAUU